This is a messenger RNA of Pseudomyrmex gracilis, 2149 nucleotides long. It is a transcript of the gene ArgRS-m, whose product is annotated as probable arginine--tRNA ligase, mitochondrial. Lineage: Eukaryota; Metazoa; Arthropoda; Insecta; Hymenoptera; Formicidae. The coding region runs from base 276 to 1961 and encodes 561 amino acids. Gene Ontology annotation, molecular function: ATP binding; arginine-tRNA ligase activity. Gene Ontology annotation, cellular component: mitochondrion. The transcript has 5 exons. The record is from RefSeq and is a predicted model, not a curated record. Gene Ontology annotation, biological process: arginyl-tRNA aminoacylation; mitochondrial translation.
UCUCCUCUCGUUUUACCUUCAACAUGGCGGACACUUCCUAACCCUCGAGAUAUUCCGGUUAUGUUUACACAAAGAUUUUGAAUAAGAAGAUCAAAGAUACAAAACUAAGAACAGUGUGAUAAAAGAACGAUUUAAUACAAGUGUAUAAAAACACAGAGAAUACAGUGUCAUCAUGUGCGCUUCAAGAAGUCAGUGUGUCAAAAAGUAAAACACGUGGAUCUGCCAUCCUUCUUUUUUACACUACAUACCGUUGAUGCUCAGUAGAUUUUUUAAACAUGAGUAAUAGUGUAAGAACUGCAAUUUUGAGAAAGAUUACAGACUCCGUUUCCAACAUAAACGUACUCGACAUCGCGUCUUGUUUGCAUUUAAAGCCUCACAAAGCCAACGGAGUCUAUUCGUAUCUAUUACCUUUGAAAACGAAUCAAUAUGACAUACAGAAUCAAGUGCAAAAUAUUUUAACUCACGAUCCAAGUAACAUCUUCGACGUAGGUAUAGAAAAAAACGCUAUCUCUUUCAGUCUGUCUCGAGAGAAACACAUCAAGAAUGUGCUCGAACAUAAUUGUUCCACAAUAUCGGCUCCGAGUUUUGUCAGCGAGAAGAAGAACGUAAUAGUGGAAUUUAGUUCGCCCAAUAUCGCAAAACCCUUUCACAUGGGACAUCUGAGAUCUACAAUUGUUGGCAAUUACAUUGCCAAUAUCAACAGCUUUGUGAAAAAUAAUGUCAAGAGAAUAAAUUACUUAGGCGAUUGGGGCACUCAGUACGGUUUGAUCCAACUCGGAGUUGAUAUGGCAAGUAUUCACGAGGACGAGAUGAAAAACAAUCCCAUAAAAUCCUUGUACACGGCAUACGUUACCGCCAACAAGUUGGCCGAAACCGAUUCCUCGGUGUUGCAACGUGCGAGAGAAAUAUUCAAGGAUCUCGAGACCGGCACGGGAGUUACAUUUGAACAGUGGAAAAUGUUCAAACAAUAUACGGUCGAAGAAUUAAAGAGAACUUACGGUAGAAUUGGGAUUACGUUUGACGAGUAUCAUUGGGAGUCGAUGUACAACGCGAGAAAAAUAGAAAAAAUAAUCGCAAUGAUGGAAGACAUGCAAUUACUAGUGACGGAUGAACUGAACAGAAAAGUUGUGAAUCUGGAAAACGAAAAGAGCGUUCCCGUAAUAAAGAGCGACGGCUCCACUUUGUACAUAGCUAGAGAUAUCGCCGCGGCCAUCGAUAGGUUUGAGAAGAACAAUUUUGAUCGCAUGUAUUACGUGGUUGACAACGCGCAGAUCAAUUAUUUUUCAAACUUGCUGGAGAUAUUGAGACGAAUGAAAAUGCCGUGGGUUGACAGACUGAGACACGUGCAGUUCGGCCGAUUAAACGGGCUGCGUACGAGAAAGGGAAACAUCACGUUUCUGGAAGAGAUUUUGGACACCGCCAGAGAUGUCAUGAAACAGAAACAAAUAGAUUCAUCCACCACUAAAGUUCGUUUAGACUCGACAGAUAACAGCUCGGACAUACUAGGUAUCUCUGCGAUGAUUGUUAACGAUUUAAAAAGAAGACGACAACGAGAUUACACAUUCGACUGGAACGCAGCGUUUGAUUUGAAAGGAGACACUGGGGUAAAACUGCAGUACGCACAUUGUCGACUCGUCAAUCUGGAGCGCAACUGCGGCGCCGUCUUGGUUUCGGAAUGCGAACCGAGUCUUCUGCGAGAGGAAGUUGUUGAUGACCUGGUCAUAUUAAUUUCCAAUUUCGAAGAAGUGGUGUUGAGGUCGUACGAAGAAAUGGAAUCGUGUGUUUUAACAGCGUAUCUUUUCAAUUUAACACGUGCAAUUAACAGAGCUUUCAAAACGUUGAGGGUGAAAAACGAAGCGCCCGAUGUCGCUAGUCAGAGGUUGCUCCUGUUUCACGUCUCUAAAAAUGUUCUUGCACAAGGUAUGAAACUACUUGGUCUAAUGCCUCUGGAAGAAAUGUAGAAGAGCUCUUUUUUUAUUGGGGGGAGGAGGGAGGGAGUCGGAAAGAAAAUGGCACACUUUGCUAUUAACUUUCUACGUGAGACGAUCAGAUUCAGUUGAGACAACAAAUCAAAUUGUUUGAAAACGUUUAGCUUUUUAUUUAUCGUCUAAUGUUAAUUUACGUGUGUAUUGCGCGAAGAAUUAUGAAA